Cryptomeria japonica (Japanese cedar) is the source of this 861-nucleotide messenger RNA. RefSeq lists its product as uncharacterized. Lineage: Eukaryota; Viridiplantae; Streptophyta; Pinopsida; Cupressales; Cupressaceae. The transcript is spliced from 2 exons. Bases 1 to 861 code for a protein of 286 amino acids. The record is from RefSeq and is a predicted model, not a curated record.
AUGUAUAAUUCUAGACAAUGCAAUAAUCAUAAUGAUGAAAGAAGAACUAAUAGUGGGGAAAUUGCUAGUAACUGGAAUAGUAGAGAUAGGACCAACAACGUAAGCAAUAAUAGAGGUAAUUAUGGUAAUAAUGGAAACCAUGGAAACAAUGGUAAUGGGAACAAUCGAAAUGGAAAUAACAGUAAUGGUGGAGGUAACAAUGAAAACAAUGGUAAUAAUGGAGAAAAUGGAAACUAUCAAACUAAAAAGAGAGAUGAUCCAAAAUUAUGUAAUCCCAGAGCAACGAAAAAGGAUGAGUUUAGCCAAAUCAUGGACAUGCUGAAAGAUAUGAAGGGUAAGCAAAACCAUAAUGAGAAGUCAUCCCCAUAUAGAGGAGGUAAGCCAAUGAAUUACAAUAGACUAAGAUUGCAUCACAUGCCAUAUAAUACAAACUGGAAAGAUGGUAAACCGAUGAAUGCAAAUUUGAGUAAAGAAACUCCUGAUCGAUUGAAGAAGGUAAACAAUUUGGUGGAAGAAUAUCCAUGGUGUGAAGUCUACAAUUUACCCCAUGUUGCAGAAAAAUGUAUGAUUGCUCAGGGUUUUGCAGAAGAGGACUAUGAGAAUGAAUAUGAGCCUAUAGUGAAUGUACUUUCAUCAGAUCCAUUUUGGGGUAGGGAUGAGGAUUCAUCUAAGGAUGAGAAAUCAUUAGAUGUACAAUGGAGAAGAGAGAGUCAACAACACAAUGUACAACAAGUUUUUACCGAUGAUGAUGCAGACAUCCCAUCCCUGAGGAGAUUGUUCUAUAAUGGAGAGCUAGUGCAUUCCUUGAGAAAAUUAAUAGAUGAAGAAAAGAAAGCCUAUACUGUGGUAGCAAUAGCUUAG